AUGACAAACCGCAACAGUUCCGACCACUCCAGCUUCCGCACUAGCCUCCUCAACCAGCACUCCGCCGUCUUCUUCAAGCACGACUUCAUCAUUCCCAACCGCACUCUCAUCACCACCAACAUCGUUCUCAUCCCCACUCCCACCCCCAUCCCCGUCUCUACCCUUUCCACCAGCCUCCGCCACACCGCAGUCAUCCACUGCGCCCUCCCCAUGCCCACGGAAAUCGUGCCUCCCAAACACAAAACUCCUAUCCUCCCCAUCCUCAUUCCCUGCGCUCUCGCCGCCGUCGGCAUCGUCGCCUUCGCCAUUUGGUGGACAAUGUGGCGGAGCCGCGGACAACGUCAGCGACUGCCUUCGUCUGUCGAUAUGGAACCUAAGGUUAUCGGUGGGCAGAAGGUUUUAAAGCAGGAACUUCACGAUAACGACGCCGUUUAA
This is a messenger RNA of Didymosphaeria variabile, 435 nucleotides long. RefSeq lists its product as uncharacterized. Bases 1 to 435 code for a protein of 144 amino acids. The transcript is spliced from 2 exons. Lineage: Eukaryota; Fungi; Ascomycota; Dothideomycetes; Pleosporales; Didymosphaeriaceae. The record is from RefSeq and is a predicted model, not a curated record.